Messenger RNA from Candidozyma haemuli, 2268 nucleotides. It is a transcript of the gene GCS1, whose product is annotated as glutamate--cysteine ligase. Gene Ontology annotation, molecular function: glutamate-cysteine ligase activity. NCBI's taxonomy places the organism in Eukaryota, Fungi, Ascomycota, Pichiomycetes, Serinales, Metschnikowiaceae. The record is from RefSeq and is a predicted model, not a curated record. The transcript has a single exon. Bases 1 to 2268 code for a protein of 755 amino acids. Gene Ontology annotation, biological process: glutathione biosynthetic process.
AUGGGUUUGCUAUCGCUUGGAACGCCCUUGGACUGGCACGAGCUGAAGAAACAUAACGAGCAUGUUCGUGAUAACGGUAUCGAGCAGCUUAUUAACAUUUUUCGCCAGCAUUCUACGAGGCUGAAGGACCAUUUUUACUGGGGCGAUGAAGUUGAAUAUAUGUUGGUGGAUAUCGAUGCCUCCAAGAAGACUGCCCGUUUGUCCAUUGAUAAAGACCAUAUUCUUGACGACUUGAACGAUCCAGAGAAACCUGAAAUUUCAGGCAAGGCAGUGGACAAUAACGUAUCGUUCCAUCCGGAGUACGGUAGAUACAUGAUUGAAGCCACACCUCUUAGACCAUACGACGGUACUUCCCUUGAGGAUUAUGUAUAUGUUGAGGAGAACAUGGUGAAAAGGCGAGAGGUUUCCCAGUCGGAGCUUCCCCUGAACAUUAUUCCAUUGACCUUGACUACUUAUCCUCGCAUGGGAUGUGGUGAGUUUACCUCACCCAAGGCGAAACCUAUUGGCCCAGCUUCCCAGUCGCUCUUCUUACCUGACGAAAUAAUAAAUAGACAUGUCAGGUUUCCUACGCUUACAGCAAAUAUCAGGAAGAGAAGAGGCCACAAGGUUGCUAUUAAUUUGCCAAUUUAUCCAGACAUUCAUACAAAGCUCAUCGACGAUAGCAUUCCUAAGCGUGACUUGUUUCCAUCGGAUGAAGAGCCUUUCAUUGGUGCUUCUCAGCCUGGACAUGUGUACAUGGACUCUAUGGGAUUCGGUAUGGGCUCAUCCUGUCUUCAGAUAACGGUGCAGCCAUCAGACAUUCACCAAGCGAGGUACUUGUAUGACGCUUUGGCACCACUCACACCAAUCCUCAUGGCUGUAUCGGCCGCUGCUCCUAUCUUCAAAGGAUUUUUAGUUAACCAGGAUGUUCGCUGGAAUGUCAUCAGCGGGGCUGUUGACGAUAGAACAUUCUUGGAGCGUGACAUUAAACCUUACAAAGGAUCUGACUUCUUUGGUGGAUUGGAUGUUACCAGCGAAGUUAAAGAGCACUUUGAGAAGCUUGGAGGUGGCCCAGGUGUAAAUGGUGAUCACAUAAUUAACAAGUAUGGUGACACCACCAUCAAAACACUCGAUGGUAAGCCUAUACAGAAGGUUCCAAAGUCAAGAUACGAGUCGAUCGAUACAUACUUGGGAGACCAUGGCUACCACGACGAGCCAUACUUCAAUAAUUCCUACAACGACAUUUACUCGCCAGUGAACAAGAAGGUUUACGACAAGCUCGCAUCGACAAAGUACUUUGACCCACUCUUGGCUCAUCACUUUGCUCAUCUUUUUAUUAGAGAUCCUCUCGUUAUUUUCAGCGAGAGAGUCAAUCAGGACAACACGCUAGACAAUGAUCACUUCGAGAACCUUCAAUCCACAAACUGGCAGACAUUGAGAUUCAAGCCACCGGCUUUAUAUCCGGAAGCCGAGAAUCUUUCUCAGAAGCCUGGUUGGAGAGUUGAGUUCAGACCACUCGAGAUUCAGCUUACAGAUUUUGAGAACGCUGCCUUCUCCGUUUUCACCACGUUGGUCAGCAAGGCUAUUCUCAAGUUCAACCCUAAUUUCUACACUCCAAUUUCGAAGGUUGAUAAGAACAUGAAGAUUGCUCAUGGAGUUGAUGCUUCGACAGAUGCCAAGUUUUGGUUCAGGAAUCCAUCCAAGUGGCGUCUUAACAACGAGGACUUCAAGGGGUACGACCUCACAUGGUUUGACCGUUUUGUCAAUGAUGGGAACGAUCUUUUUGAUGAUAAUGGAGUUUACCUCAAUGGCUACGUUGAAGUGAACAAUGACGUGAGUGAAAACGGCACCAUCGAGGAUGAUGCUUGUAAUGACGUGAAACUUAGUGCUCUGGAGCUCAUAGACGGUCUGGACACCUUCCCAGGUCUCAUCAAGCUUGUGGUGAAAUUGAUAGCCACUGAUCUUAUCCCUGCCAAUUGGCAGAACAAGAGCCACCAUUGCAAGAGCCGGCAGUUUGCAAAAGAAUUAGAACUCAUCAGAAACUACUUGAAACUCAUCAGCGGCAGGGCUUCUGGAAAGAUCCCUACCAUUGCACGUUUCCUCAGGAACUUCGUCUUGAGGCAUCCUGACUACAAGCAUGACUCCAAGGUCAACGAGAGAAUUAAUUAUGACUUGGUGCAAGCCAGUGUGGCAAUCACCAAUCUCGACUUCAAGAACCAUAGACCACUUCUUGAGGAAUACUUUGGAGAGGAGGUCGCAGGCUACUUGUCGUCCCGUGGUACCCAGUAG